This is a messenger RNA of Brienomyrus brachyistius, 2938 nucleotides long. RefSeq names its product MAM and LDL-receptor class A domain-containing protein 1-like. NCBI's taxonomy places the organism in Eukaryota, Metazoa, Chordata, Actinopteri, Osteoglossiformes, Mormyridae. Gene Ontology annotation, biological process: nervous system development. The record is from RefSeq and is a predicted model, not a curated record. Gene Ontology annotation, cellular component: membrane. The transcript is spliced from 17 exons. Bases 1 to 2529 code for a protein of 842 amino acids. Gene Ontology annotation, molecular function: protein binding.
AUGACUUCUUUGAAUCUCCCUUGUGUGUCUGUUGUUCCCAUCCCAUCCGCACCCCAGGCAGAUGAGUUCUUCUGCUGGCUGUCAGAGGAUGUGACCUGUAUCCCUGCCAGUUCUCAGUGUGAUUACACCAAAGACUGCCCUCUAGGGGAAGAUGAGCAGAGCUGCGGACCUUGUACCUUUGAGAACAAUCAGUGUGGAUGGAUGGAUGUGAGUAAGAGGGACAUCAGGUGGCAGAGACAGAGAGCGACUGUGCCCACAGACCCCGACCAUACCACAGGCACAGGCUCCUACAUGGAUGUUGUCCGCGAAAAAUCCAACAUUGCCCAGAGCAAAUCCAGGGGAAAUGCCCGUUUGCUGAGUCCCAGGCUUCCCCCGUCAGGCCCCUACUGCCAGAUGAUGUUUCACUUCCGGGUGACCCCCGGUGGAGGGGCUGGCCUGUAUGUCUUCAGGUUGGAGUCUGGUGCCAAAUCAGGGACGUUGCUCUGGUCCCGCCCUAAGCAGGACAGCGGCCAGUGGGUUCCAGAGAUCCUCAAUGUGGGCUCCACGCCUCAGCCAUACAAAAUUGUCUUCAACAGCUCCCUCGAGUCGGCGUCCAACAGCAACGGCUCUCUGGGCAUUGCCCUGGAUGACAUCUCCUUCCACAACUGCGAGGCAUCCUACCAGCCACCAGACCCCUCCUCUCACAAUUGCUCCUUUGAGGACCACUCCUGCGGCUGGGUCCAGGCAGCCAGUGAUGACCUGGACUGGCAGAGCUGGACCGGACCAUCUGUCACCGCUAACACUGGACCCGCGGGGGACCACACCACUGGCUUGGGGAAUUACCUAUAUGUCGAGAGCUCCUCUCCAAGCAGAGUAGGGGAUGUGGCCCAGCUGAAGUCCCCUCUGCUGCCACCUGCUGGCCCCCAAGGCUACUGCACCACUUUCUGGUACCACAUGUUUGGUGCCACAAUUGGAAGCCUAAGGUUAUACCUGCAAGAAUCUCAGCCCCUACAGAGGACACUGAUGUGGAAGAGGCAGGGCAUGCAAAGCGACAUGUGGCAGAUGACCCAGAGUCAUGUGACCCUGCAGGAGGUCCAUCAGGUGGUGCUGGAGGCGUCUGUGGGUGGUUGGGCGGGAGACGUUGCUCUGGAUGACAUCACUCUUACCCCUGGAGCUUGCCGUUACUCCGGACCCCCAGACCUGUGUGACUUUGAGGACAGUGAGUGUGACUGGACCUCGGAGAGCUGGGUGCGGCGUUCUGGUGGUGGUCCCAGUAGGGAGCCAGGAUCCGAUCACACCACCGACACGCCCCAUGGACAUUACUUUUACCUGGGCUCCUCAAGCUCCCAGCCCCCUGGUCACAUGGCCUCACUGGUCUCCCCAGAAUUCGCUGCGGGAACAGGUGACUGUCUACAGGUCUGGUACCACAUGGAUGGGGACAGCAUAAGUACCCUAAACGUGUAUCAGCAGAGCGAGGAUGGCGGACGCAAACUUGUUUUUUCAAAGACUGGCAGCCAGGGGGAGCUGUGGAGGCUUGGCAAUGUCAGGCUGGAUCCUAUGGAGGGGUCUGCAUUCCAGAUUGUGGUAGAGGGUGUCCGGGGGACAGGAGUAUCUGGGGGCGUCGCCAUUGACGACGUGCUGCUGUCUAAUGGAGCCUGCCCACCCCCUGGAGUCUGUGACUUCCAGGGCAGUCUGUGCGGGUGGACCAACGUUGAGGCAGGCGACCAAGCCGAUUGGCUACGCGGGCGAGGGAGCUCCCCUCUUCCCAGCACGGGGCCCCGCGUGGACCACACCAUGGGCUCCAGCCAAGGUCGUAUCUCCAUGGAGAAUGUGGUGCAAAACAAGGGCAGAACGAGAUUAGCCAAAUUUAUAAACGAUACGUGUGAGGCUCAGAGCUACUAUGUGUACGUGGACAGCGCGGUGGGACAGAAGGGUGACAAGGCCAUGUUGUACAGCGAGGUCUUCCAACCAACCCAGGGAGACGGCUGCUUGAGCUUCUGGUACCACAGGCAUGGUCAGAACAUCGGCAACCUCAGCCUCUACAGCGGCACCAGCACUCUCGACAAACCCAGGAACCCCUUUGGCGAUGACGAGAAGGACCUGCUGCUGUGGACAGAGGCCACCAGCCAAGGGGACACCUGGAUAGAGGCCACUAUGGCGGUCAACAACAUGGAGCCAUUUUGGUUUGUUUUUGUAUACGAGAGAGGGGAGGGCGGGCCGGGACACCUGGCUCUGGAUGACAUCCAGCUCAUCAAAGGAAGAUGCUCCAGCAUCAAUUCCUCCCUGUCUUCUCCAGCUGCAGUUUACGUCGGCGUGGGUUUGGGUCUCGUGCUUUCUGUUGCACUAGGGGUCAUCGCUAGCGUGGUCUUACUGCAGAGGAGUUUGUCCACCAUGAUACCCAGUGCGGGAGACCGUGACGUGGACAACAUCAUCUUCCACAUGCAUGACUGCAAACUAGAUGAACUGGAGACCACAGGUUCCUCUGAGAAGCUGACAAAUACGUCCCCCGCUGUUGACAUGGACACCGAACCAUCGUCAUCGGAAGCCUAGCAGGAAAAAACGAUCAACACUGAUGACUUUUUUAAAGCUAGAUAAAAGUCUGCUGAUAUGAAUGGGACCCUCCAAGCAUGACCUCGGAUAUCUAGCGGAAAGAUUUCCAGGUCAAAGCAUUUUUUCUUGCAAGAUCCCUUUAUCCAAAUCUUUUUCAAAAUUUACCGGGUAUUUCAGCGUUUCAUCCUAGUUUGUUUUUGAUGAGUUUCAGCCAGUGAGGGUUUACAAUUGUUUCACGUAAUGAAAUAUUCCUGAAAGCCUCUGUACCAGCAGGUGCAAUGCCAGAUAUGGGGGGGGGGUGAUAAAACCAUACAUUGUACAUGUUUUGUCCACAUUCACUUCAGCAUUUGAUGGGUUUGUCAUUUCUCACUGCAAUUUGUGAAAGUAUGGAGUCUGGUCACAGUCAGGC